AUGCGCCUCCGCCUGGGGUCAUCGAGGGACGGCGAGGCGAGCGUCGUCGUCCUGGACCCGGCGUCCGGCCUCUGGGUGCCCCUCGUCGACGCCGUCAAGGGCGGCGGCCGCGGCGAGCGGUCCAAGUGGCCCCACGGCGACGGUCCCCUGCGCGACGUCACGGCCUUCCUGGGCCUCGGCCGCGAGAAGCGGCGCGCCGCCGCCGCCGUCGUCGCGGCCGCCGCGGCGACCUGCGGCGGCCGGGAGCCGCCGGCGGACCGCGUGCCGCUCGACGUCGCGAGCUUUCGCGACGCGGCGUUGUACGUGGCCCAUAUGGCGCAGGCGUCGAAGGGCUUCUUCCCCGUGGCGCUGUCCUGCGGCCACGCCGUGCAGCUCGUCCUCCAGAACAUUCUAGGCAAGGCCCUGCGGCUGCCGCGCGUUUUGGGCCCCUGCGGCGUGCCGCCCUUCUACGUGGGCAACCCCCGGACGAUCGUCCCGUCCGGCGCGGUCGCGCGGUGGCCGUCCUACGCGGGGCAGGAAAAGGGCGAUUCAACGUCCUACGUGGGCUGGCUCGACUACGAGCUCGAGGUGGCGUUGAUCAACGGCGCGACGCUCGGCGACGACCCGAGCGAGGCGGCCUGCGAGGAGGCCAUCCUCGAGUACGGCGGCUUCGUCGGGCGGCGGCGUCCGAGGACGGUGCUCAUCAACGACUUCUCCGCGCGCGACGUCCAGGCCGACGAGAUGGCGUCCGUGGGCUUCGGCUUCGUCAAGUGCAAGUCCUUCUGCACGGCCAUGGGCUCCGACGUCGUCACCGCCGACGAGCUCUGGAUGCACACGGACAUGGGCAAGAUGUUCUGCGGCGAGGGCCUCAAGUGCGAGGUCCGCGUCAACGGCGAGCCCCGGGGCCCGCCGGGCAACACGGCGGCCCGGCGCUGCUGCCUCCUGAGCGACUACGUCAAGCACGUCGCCCUCGGCGAGGGCCUCCACCCGGGCGAGGUGUUGGGCCUCGGCACGGUCCCGGGCUGCUGCGGCCUCGAGAUCGGCGAGUGGCUCAAGCCGGGCGACGAGGUCACGGUGGCCUGCGAGGGCCUGGGCACGGUGACGAACACGAUCCCCGCGCCGGUGGCGGGGCCCAACUUCCGCGACCUGGGCCGCGCGGAGCACCAGCCGGGGCGCCUCGCGUCCGCGUGGACCUUCCUCAAGCUCGCGUUUCUCGGCCCGCCGCUCGUCUUCGCGGCCAUGGUCGGCGGCUUCCUCGGCGCGCUCCUCUGGGCCGGCCCGAAGACGCCGCCGGGCCUCGCGGGCGUCGCCGUGGGGCCGGGCAGGGCCGCGGCCAAGGAGUGGGACGGCGCGCCGGGCGCGGACAACUCAGGCGUCGCGAAGAGCGCCAUCAUCGACAAGACGACCCUCGCCAAGGCCGACUGA
Molecule: messenger RNA, 1404 nt
Organism: Aureococcus anophagefferens
Lineage: Eukaryota; Pelagophyceae; Pelagomonadales; Pelagomonadaceae
Exons: 3
Coding region: 1-1404 (467 amino acids)
Molecular function (GO): catalytic activity
Source: RefSeq, a predicted model, not a curated record